CUGAAUCAGAAGGGAGCAUUUUUCACGAUCUACCACCACAUGAUGGACGCAGGAGUGGUUUGUAAUCAUUGUGGCUUACCGUAUACAUUGUCAGAGGAUGAGGAUGUGGGGAGGUUGCCACAUGUGCUCUUCUGUGGACAUAUCUUCUGCUCAGAGUGUCUGGACUCCACCAUCUCUGAGUCCACCAUCUGCUGCCCAGACUGCACGAUAAACACUGAUAUCGGUGAAGAAGGGGUGGACGGAUUGCAAGUGGACAGCAGGAUAAUUGGCCUUAUGUACACAACCAAGAUGAACUCCAAGAGGAAGCUUUCCAGACAGCCAGCUCGCAGAUGGAGUGAUAAGCGUCAGUCUGACCACAAGAAGCUUGCUGAAGAAGGUCCAGAUGUGGAGAAAGUUUUAAACGUAGCCCUCUGUAAAGCUUCAGAAAACAUUAUUACUCUAGAUAGACUACACCAGACUCUGGAUUCAGGUAUUCAGGCUCAAUUGAAGAGAGAGAGGACUCGAAUCAUAAAGGAAAUUGAUAACUGCGUGGAAAAGGCAAUCCUCAUACUGCAUAAAAGACGUAGCUCGCUGGUGUCUGAACUGAGCUGUCUAGAGAAGCUCUUCUCGGCUGGGAGGGACGAGUGUCAGAAACUGCAGAGGAGACGGAGAGAGCUGCACACAGCCAUCCAGAAAGCACAACAUGUUCUCCAGGUCUCAUUGCUGGAGUCUUACUGCAGUCUGGAUGAGAUUCUGGAGAACCUGCAGAGUCCCGUGGAGUCGUAUGACAUGAGCUGCCUCACUCUGCGUUCAGACCUUAAGUGCGUUCUUAACGUGGACUAUGUGAAAAACUCCCUGGAGGUCACAGAUGGAAAUUUUAAGCUUGUAUGCGAGGACGUGGCCGUCCCUCCUGCUGCAGAGCACGUCAAGAAUCCAGCGAGGAAUGAAAGUUCAGGAGAAAAGAGAAGAGGCAGAGAAAGCCCUCGAGCGGCCAUUUCUCCUCAUCCAGCUUCUCCCAGACACAUCCGUGCUCCAAGCCCUAGCCUUAUUAUUGAAGAAAUCAUUGAGGAACCAGUUAUUGACCGAGAGCCCAAGCAUACCGAGAGACAAAGGGUACAGAGGAAGAAUCGCAAGACACCGACAGACAGGAUCAGCUUCUCCCAAAGCGGAUUGAAGAAGUGGGUUUCAGUGACUCACAUUAUCAACCCAACACACUUCUAUGUGCGCUAUGUGAUGGAGCACAAGGCAGGAGUCCUGCUGGCCAAAAAGAUUAACAGCAUCUGCUCUGGAGAACGCAGCAGGUUCACUGAAUUGGACCAGAUCAAGACUGGAUCGCUGGUGUUUGUUAAAUGGAAGGAGGACGUGUGGUACAGAGCAGUGGUGUGUGAGUUGUUCCAGAAAGGCUGUCUGGAUUGUGUGAGUCAGUGCUCCGCAAACGAUGUCGCACGCCUGGAAGUAUUCUUCUCCGAUUAUGGCUUUUUUAAGGGACUCACCGUCUCAGGUGAUGAUCUCGUUGGUCUGAAUGCAUGUGUGCGGAGAGCUUAUCCUGCUGCACAGGCAGAUCUGCAUCGCUGGGAACCUCAGGCUGUUCGGUGUUCCCUAAAAGACAUUGUUCCCUCAGACCUGGUAAAAGGCUGGAGCGUGGAAGCAUCUGAAGAGAUGAAGCGUGUGGUCGGCUCAAGUGCCGUGGAGAUGCAGGUGCUCGGUGAAGAGAGAGACGCGCUUCUGGUGGAUCUGAAGAAAGUAUCGAUGAACUCUUCAUUUUCUCUGAGAGAACACCUCGUGUUCAUGGAACUUGCCAGGUUCUAUUCCCCCCAGGUGGCCCCUGCAGGUGGUAAGAUAAUGCGGUUUUACCCCCCUGUGUUACCCAAACUGAAUACUGCGCUGAACGCUGUGGUCUCGCAUGUAAACACACCAUCAGACUUCUACAUACAGCUUGUGGAAAAUAUGGAGUUCCUGCUACUGAACACAAAACUACAGGACUGUUAUGGGCUUCCAGAAGCUGAAAGCGAUCUUCAGAUCUACUCUCCUGUUCUGUCCCAGGCCUGUGUUGCCCUGUAUGACAACAAGGACUGGUGCAGGGCUGAAGUCACAGGUUUUCCUGGUGGACAGAAAGUGGAAGUCCAGUAUGUAGAUUUUGGCAACAAGGAAAUUCUGUCUGUUAAAGACCUCCGACAGAUAAAGGAUGAGUUUUUCUCACUGCCAGCCAUGGCACUGUGGUGUUCUCUGCACGGCGUCUUAAGCGUGGGAGAAACCUGGAGUGAGGAGAGCGUCGACGUGUUCCGUGAACUGACAGAACAGAAACUGGUCAUUGUCGUUGUAAAAAAACUCGUGCCCGUUUCCAUGGCAAUGCCCGUGUGUCUGUAUGAAGCCGGUGAGGAUUCUACCGACAGUCUGUCCAGCAUCGAGGAAACACUGGUCACAAAAGGGCUGGCCUUUCUAAGCAGAGAAAUCACAUGUAAGAAAUCUCUCCCUCUGGAGCACACGGUUUGGGAUCCCCCGCUGGUGGAAGAGAGCCCGUGUCGGAGCGAGCCGACGAGCGCCACCCUCGACCCUUCUACAGCGAUGCAGCCCAGUCUGAUCCUGCCGGCUUGUCUGAAAGACGUCAAAGUGAAGGUUACGCACGUGACGUCUCCUGGAAACAUCUGCGUGCAGCUGCUCCAGUACGACACUCAGCUUAAGAGGAUCCACGAUUUGCUGAAAAAAGAGUACACCAAGUCUGAACCCGAAAAGACGGCCUGGGAAGCAGAUAUGUUUUGCGCUGCUAAUGUUAACGGUGUUUGGGAGAGAGGAAAAGUGUACAGUUUGUCUUCCGGCGACGUCGCGGAGGUGCUGCGCUGUGACUUUGGUAAUAAAGUACAGAUCCACUUGAGUAACCUGAGACCACUUCUCCCGGGGUUGGGUGGCUCCUAUCUGCUGGAGUGUUGCCUCAGUGACAUAAGGCCAGCCGGCGGUUGUUCCUCCUGGACGGCUACGGCAUGCGACUUUAUUUCCUACUACCUCACCGGUGCCAUGGCUAUAAUGACUAUUCAGGAGCCGUCCUCCGUCAGACCGGUUCCCGUCUCUUUGUUCUGCUCCAACAGAGCAGGUGGGCACGUCAGCAUAGCGGAUUUCCUCAUCACCGAGGGGCUCGCUCUGAGAGAGAGAGGUGUCCGACCCAAAUCAGAACCUGCGACUGUGUCCCUGGAACAGACUGAGUGUGAAGAUGCAAAGAAGAUCGGUCAGGAGAAUAAAUCGCUCACUCCACCUCGAUCACAUUUGCCCAAACCUGCCCCCAGAACCACUCCUCCUCCAGCAAGAGUGAGAACCCAGGCCUAUCUACCCCCAGAGUUGCCUCCCUGUGGGGACUCGUGCAUGAGCGUUUCUGCUGUCUCCGAUGACGGCGUCAUCCACGUUAUGACGCUACAGGCUGUGUGUGAGUUUGAUCGCUUGCAAGAGCAGCUGCAGCAGUGCAUUAAGAGCUUGCCUAAGCAAAAGCACUAUAACUGGAAGAACGUACUGGGCUGCGUUGUAAUGGGCUCCGACAUGCUGUGGUACCGCGGUCAGGUCCAGGAGGUGACCGGAGGCUAUGUGAAGGUGCGUUACGUGGAUCAGGGGAUUGUGGAGAACAUUCCGGUGUGCCACGUGUAUCCGAUGGCGAUUUGUGAGAACGUCCCACAACUGGCCGUGCCUUGCCAGAUGAACGGGUUAUAUCCGGUGGGGGGGGUGUGGCAGUGUGACGCAGUGGCUCUUAUGAAGGAGUUGUUGCUCGGUCGUUCGGUCAGCGUUCACGUUACUGAGCUGCCAGAGGAUCCGCACGACUCUGUUACCGUGGAGAUAAUACUGGAUGGGAUGCAACUAAGCAGAAUCAUGAUGCACCACCAGCACGCCACUCUCAGCCUGUCCGAGGAUUAUGUGGUGAAAGCUCCAGUACCUGAUUUGGAUCACUUUGACCUGAACACUGAGGGCUUGGAGGAACCACAGACCACGUUAGGGUCGUACACUGACCUCAAACUUCCAGACCAAGGGGAAUCGUGUUGGGUUCAAAUUAAGCACAUUCGGACCCCUAACGAGGUUUUUCUGAGCUUGUUGGACACUUCGGCUCUUGAACACGAACAGGAGUCUUUAGACGAAGCCAUGAGCCGAGUGAACAGUGACAUCGAUGCUUUGCCCCUGCUGGAAGACUUCACUAUGGAUUGUCCUUGUCUGGCUGAAUACAGUGAUGGUAAAUAUUACCGUGCAAAGAUUCUCGGCAUUUCUGAGGUCAAUCCCAGCAUCCAGCUUCUUGUGAGACACGUUGACUUUGGCUCAGACGACAUCGUGCCGCUUUGCAAAUUACGUCGUCUCCCCGAGACGCUGCUCCGUUUCCCGUGCGAGGCCGUUUAUGUUCAUCUGGCCGGGUUCAAGCCUCCGCGUUGUUGUCAGGAGUCAGAACGGAUUCCCUACAGUCCGGAGUGGAGCAUGAAGAGCAUGCUGGAGAUGAUCGACCUGCUGCAUGGAAAAUUGCGUGCUGUGGUGACGGAUGUCGAGCCUCAGCCGACUGUACUGCUGUACAACGCUGAUGGUUAUUUGGUCCACACCCCACUAGUGGAGAAAGGCCUCGCCGAUAACGAGUGAUGAAACCGAAUUAAAAAAAAAGUGAGUACAUAAUCAGUUCUAAUGUAUAUUUAA
Molecule: messenger RNA, 4629 nt
Organism: Tachysurus vachellii
Lineage: Eukaryota; Metazoa; Chordata; Actinopteri; Siluriformes; Bagridae
Gene: rnf17
Product: ring finger protein 17
Exons: 36
Coding region: 40-4575 (1511 amino acids)
Molecular function (GO): metal ion binding
Source: RefSeq, a predicted model, not a curated record